CCCCGCGCCCCGCGCCUCGCGCCCCGCGCCGUUCGUGACCGCUUGAUGGGGGUCAACGGCACCGCCGCCGCCGCCGCCGGGCAGCCCAAUGUCUCCUGCGCGUGCAACUGCCAGCGCUCUUUGUUCCCCAGCAUGGAGAUCACGGAGCUGGAGUUCGUGCAGAUAGUGGUCAUUGUGGUCGUGAUGAUGGUGAUGGUGGUGAUGAUUACGUGCCUGCUGAGCCACUACAAGCUGUCAGCCCGUUCCUUCAUCAGCCGACACAGCCAGGCCAGGAGGAGAGAUGACGGACUGUCAUCGGAAGGAUGCCUCUGGCCCUCAGAGAGUACAGUGUCAGGCGGAAUGGCAGAGCCACAGGUCUAUGCCCCACCUCGGCCCACUGACCGCCUGGCUGUGCCCCCCUUCGUCCAGCGGAGCCGUUUCCAGCCCACGUACCCCUACCUGCAGCAUGAGAUUGCCCUACCACCUACCAUCUCACUGUCUGACGGGGAGGAGCCUCCACCCUACCAGGGCCCCUGCACCCUCCAGCUACGGGACCCUGAGCAACAGCUGGAACUGAACCGAGAGUCUGUGCGUGCACCCCCCAAUCGGACCAUCUUCGACAGCGACCUUAUGGACAGCACCAUGCUGGGAGGCCCCUGUCCCCCAAGCAGUAACUCGGGCAUCAGCGCUACCUGCUAUAGCAGUGGUGGGCGCAUGGAGGGGCCACCUCCCACCUACAAUGAGGUCAUCGGUCACUACCCAGGGUCCUCCUUCCAGCACCAGCAAAGUAACGGGCCACCCUCCCUGCUAGAGGGGACCCGGCUCCAUCACCAUCACAUUGCCCCCCUGGAGAACAAGGAAAAAGAGAAACAGAAAGGCCACCCCCUCUAAGAGUGGGGCCUAGGGGCACCAGUAGGCAAAACCGCAAAAAAACAAAAAACAACAACAAAAAAAAACACUCUGCACUUCUUACAAGAGAAGAGAGGAAGGAAGGUAGGGGGCACGCAGGCCAUAUGGCAUGUGUCAGUUAUCCUCCCUGUGUAUAAAUAUUUACAUGUUCUGUGUGGUCUGAAUGCAAAAGCUCAGAAAGCUUGCAAAACAAAAAAACAAAACAAAACAAAAAACCACGUUUCUUUGUUGAGCCGUGUCUUGAAGGCAAAAGAGAAAAAUCAUCCACUAGUCUUUUUUUUUUUCUCCAUUGUUCUUAGUUGAGCUCCGUGCGUGAAUGCUUAAUUUCUUUUGUUUAUGAUGGUUUCACUUAACUUUAAAGACAUAUUUGCACAAAAACCUUUGUUUAAGAUCUGCAAUAUUAUAUAUAUAAAUAUAUAUAAAAUAAGAGACACUGUAUGUGGGAGAGCAGGAGUAUUUUUGUAUUAGAAGAGGCCUAUUAAAAAAAAAAGUUGUUUUCUGAACUAGAAGAGAAAAAAAAAAUGGCAAUUUUUUGAGUGCCAACUCCGAAAGUGUGUAUUACCUUGUAAAGAAAAAAAAAACCUACAAAGCAGGGGUUUAGAGCUAUUUAUAUAAAUGUUGAGAUUUUGCACUAUUUUUUAAUAUAAUAUAUCAGUGCUUGUUUGAUGGAAA
Molecule: messenger RNA, 1560 nt
Organism: Acomys russatus (golden spiny mouse)
Lineage: Eukaryota; Metazoa; Chordata; Mammalia; Rodentia; Muridae
Gene: Pmepa1
Product: prostate transmembrane protein, androgen induced 1
Exons: 4
Coding region: 46-870 (274 amino acids)
Biological process (GO): negative regulation of transforming growth factor beta receptor signaling pathway
Cellular component (GO): early endosome membrane; Golgi membrane
Molecular function (GO): R-SMAD binding
Source: RefSeq, a predicted model, not a curated record